UAGAGCAGUAAACGGUAAAAGAAGGCCGCUUAAGCGAUGCAGCACCAGCGCUCCGAAAACCUAAACCCUAAACCCGCCGAGGGCGAAGAGGCCAUUGCCUGUAUGGAGCACGGCCAUGCUACCGCCCUUCUUUUCUCCUCUUCCUUUUCACCUCCGCCGCUGCAUGCGGCGGAGAAAUGGUACAGUUGGCAGAACCGCUGGCCGAACAGACGCCGCCAUAUGUUUCAUCCUCGGUCUUCAAACUCUUUUUUUUUUUCUCGUCCAUCGCAGCAUCUCGGAUGCUGAAGCAUAAAGCUAUCCCAUUAAACCUAUGUUUUUUGAUAUCCUUCUUUUGGUCAUGGUUGCAGCCAUCGACCAGCAAGAGUUUACAAAUCAGUGAAACCAUGAGCACAUUAUCUUUAGCUCUCGAGGUCAAGAGGCUUCAAGGAGAUUGGGACCUACAAAGGCAUCAAAUGCUUUUACAGAUUAGUAGGCACAAGAUGAUUUCCCAUGAAAUGUUUUUUUAUCUAGUGUUGUACAGAACGUGCCUUGCUGGGUGGGGGUGUGUUAGAGAGAAGUGAGUCUUAGCUAAAGGUAAGGAGAGAGUUUAAUCUUAGAAAAAAAGCCAAAUACUCACUGCUCUUAAUUCAACUCUUUUUUCUAUUAAUUUGUCUUGAACGCUUAUUAUUUUCAUGCUACUCUUUAUUUUUUCAUUGUAGGGCUUCAUUCUGUAGUUCAUUACUGUCUGUUUCUGAUGUUUCCAUAUCCCAGAUCUAUUCGCCAAGUUCUGGGUGAUAAGUUUCUGCUGGGUUAAGCUAAGCAAUGGUGCAGUACAUGUUUCUCGUGCUCCUUUUUUGCAUGGACAGUGUAACCGCCUUCAAUCAAAUUAUUGUUUCAGGCGCUCAUUUCUUUAGAAGUGGUUUCAUGUUUCGUAUGCUACAUAUUUUUAUAUGAACAACAGUAUGUGGAGUUGGAAAUAAAGUGAGAGAGGAGAGAAACAGAGUAAGAGAGAGGCCGGGGAGGUCCCUUGAUUAUAAAAUUACUAGUUUAGUAGGCUGGCAUAUGGCGGAUGGGAAGGGGCGUUGAGAUACUUUGAAAGCCAGUAGGUUUGGUUAGUUUUUAGUUGUCCUCAGCUUUUUUUUUCUGCUUUCUGUUUAUGCUAUAAUUAUUGAUGUAAUUUAGGUGGAGUGGAAUUUUUUCCUCAUAUUAGUUAUGAAGUUGCAUAUUACUUAUUAUUAACUAAUGUUUUAUUAUGUUUUUA
Molecule: messenger RNA, 1240 nt
Organism: Phalaenopsis equestris
Lineage: Eukaryota; Viridiplantae; Streptophyta; Magnoliopsida; Asparagales; Orchidaceae
Exons: 4
Coding region: 177-560 (127 amino acids)
Source: RefSeq, a predicted model, not a curated record